AUGGUGUGGAAUGUCCGGGGGAUCAAUUGCUUAUCAAAGCAAUCUGAAGUGAAAAAGAUUAUUGCUAAUAGAUCCCUUGGAUUAAUAAGUCUCAUUGAGACAAAGGUGAAAGAUAAAAAUAUGGGUAGAUUGUAUAGUAACAUGUUCUCAGGCUGGUGUUUUACAUCAAACUCCUUCUAUCAUCAAGGAGGAAGAAUAGUAUUAGCUUGGAAUCCUCUCAGUUUCCAAGUUCAGAUAGAAUGGAUGAAUGCACAAUUGGUGCAUUGCUGGAUUAGUCCUCAAGGUAAUAGCUCAGGAUUCUAUUGCACUAUUAUAUAUGCUUUUAAUAGUGCUAUGGAAAGGGAGUCCUUAUGGAAAGAGUUGAGGCUGGUAAAGGUUGAGAAUAAGCCAUGGAUUGUUGCUGGUGAUUUCAAUUGUGUGCUGAGUAGAGAUGAAAGAAUAAGCAGUCUAGUAAGGGAAAGUGAAAUUGCCCCUUUUAGAUGUUGCUUGAACCAAUGUCAGCUAGAAGAUAUCAAGAGUUCUGGAUGUUUUUACACCUGGAAUAAUAAGCAAGAAGGCCAAGAUAGAGUAUACUCAAAAUUGGAUAGAGUAUUAGACAAUGUGAAGUGGAUGGAGGAGUUCCAAAAUUCAGAAGCUCAUUUCCUGCCAGAAGGAAUUUUUGACCAUUCACCUAUGCUGAUUAAAGUAUACAAUCAGAUAGGAUGUGGAAAGAAGCCUUUCAAGUACUUCCACAUGUGGAGUACUGCUGAUGAUUUUGGGAUGAGAGUAAGUGAAGCUUGGUCUACUCAGAUUACAGGUUGUGCUAUGUAUAGAGUUGUAAAGAAGAUGAAGUUGGUGAAGGACAGCUUGAAGCAGUUGAACAGAGAUGGGAAGUUAGCUGAAAGGCAUCAAUCUUUUCUGAAACAAAAAGCCAGAUUAGAUUGGAUGAGGGGUGGAGAUGAGAACACAAGAGAGCAGGUUAAUGAUGCUUUUCAGCAGUACUACAUCAAGUUGUUAGGUACUGAGAGAACUAGUAGGGUGAGAAUUCAAGAAGCUGUGAUUCAGGGUGGUCCUGUGGUUACAGAAGAGCAAGGAAGAGCAUUGAUGAGAAGAGUUUCUCCAGAAGAGAUAAAAGAUGCACUGUUCUCUAUUCCUGGUGACAAAUCACCAGGCCCUGAUGGGUAUGGUUCAUACUUCUUUAAAGAUGCCUGGGAUAUUAUUGGUAAUGAUUGCAUAGAAGCUGUGUUAGAUUUUUUUAAUUCAAAAAAACUUCUUAAACAGCUAAACCAUACAAUCUUAGCUCUCAUUCCUAAAGUGAAAUGUCCUAAAAGUGUUACAGAGUUUAGGCCAAUUACAUGCUGUAAUGUGCUUUAUAAGUGCAUGACUAAACUUCUAUGUAAUAGAUUGAAUAUGAUAUUGCCUGAUAUAAUUGCUCCUAAUCAAGGAGCUUUUAUACAAGGUAGAUUUAUAGCUCAUAACAUAUUAAUCUGUCAAGAUAUUGUGAGACAAUAUGGCAGGAAAUCUGCAAAGCCAAGCUGUAUUAUAAAGAUGGAUCUGAAGAAGGCAUAUGAUUCCAUUGACUGGAAUUUUCUAGAAGAUGUUAUGGGAGCUUUGAGAAUUCCAGUGGACUUUAUAAGGCUUAUUAUGGAGUGUGUCAAAACUCCAAGCUACUCAUUGAUGAUUAAUGGUUCAUUGGUGGGCUAUUUCAAAGGCAAGAAGGGGCUUAGGCAGGGGGACCCUAUAUCACCCCUGCUGUUUGUCAUCUGCAUGGAAUAUUUUUCAAGAACUAUGUAG
Molecule: messenger RNA, 1773 nt
Organism: Beta vulgaris subsp. vulgaris (sugar beet)
Lineage: Eukaryota; Viridiplantae; Streptophyta; Magnoliopsida; Caryophyllales; Amaranthaceae
Exons: 3
Coding region: 1-1773 (590 amino acids)
Source: RefSeq, a predicted model, not a curated record